Molecule: messenger RNA, 2689 nt
Organism: Tinamus guttatus (white-throated tinamou)
Lineage: Eukaryota; Metazoa; Chordata; Aves; Tinamiformes; Tinamidae
Gene: GRM2
Product: glutamate metabotropic receptor 2
Biological process (GO): G protein-coupled receptor signaling pathway
Cellular component (GO): membrane
Molecular function (GO): G protein-coupled receptor activity
Source: RefSeq, a predicted model, not a curated record
ACUGGUAACAGGGGGUACUGUGUGUCCCCCUGCCAGCAGUGAUGUACCCCAUGAUGGUCCCAGGUGCCCUCUGGGUCUGGCUGCUGCACUCAGCUGCCUGCUUGGCCAGUGGCCAUGGCCCAGUUGGCAAGAAGGAGAUCAGCAUUGAGGGGGACCUGGUCAUCGGGGGCCUCUUUCCUGUGCAUGAGAAAGGUGUGGGGAGUGAAGACUGCGGCAAAAUAAAUGAACAUCGGGGCAUCCAGCGUCUUGAGGCUAUGCUCUUUGCCUUGGAUGAGAUCAACAAGGACUCAAGCAUUUUGCCAGGGAUCACACUGGGUGCCCACAUCCUCGACACCUGCUCCAAAGACACUUAUGCCCUGGAGCAGUCACUUGACUUCGUCCGUGCCUCCUUGACCAAGGUGGAUGGCUCAGAGCAUAUUUGCCCUGAUGGCUCCUACGCGGUCCAUGAUGAUGUACCCACAGCCAUCACUGGUGUCAUUGGGGGCUCCUACAGUGAUGUCUCCAUCCAGGUAGCCAACCUGCUGCGGCUCUUCCAAAUCCCACAGAUCAGCUAUGCUUCCACGAGUGCCAAGCUCAGUGACAAGUCCCGGUAUGAUUACUUUGCCCGCACCGUCCCGCCAGACUUCUACCAAGCCAAGGCCAUGUCGGAGAUCCUCCGUUUCUUCAACUGGACCUAUGUCUCCACUGUGGCCUCAGAAGGUGACUAUGGUGAGACAGGCAUAGAGGCCUUUGAGCAAGAGGCCCGCAUGCGCAACAUCUGCAUUGCCACCUCGGAGAAGGUGGGGCGCUCCAUGAAUAAAAAGACCUAUGAUGGUGUGGUCAGGGCCCUGCUGCAGAAGCCCAAUGCCAGAGUGGUCGUGUUGUUCACCCGGAGCGAAGAUGCCCGGGAGCUGCUGGCAGCUGCUCACAGAGCAAAUGUAUCCUUCAUGUGGGUAGCCAGUGAUGGGUGGGGAGCCUUGGAGAGCGUGGUAGCUGGAAGAGAAGCCAUUGCAGAGGGAGCCAUCACCAUUGAGUUGGCGGCAUACCCCAUUAAAGAGUUUGCUGCCUACUUCCGCAAUCUCAACCCCUACAACAAUAGCCGAAAUCCUUGGUUUCGGGAGUUUUGGGAGCACAAGUUCAAGUGCAGCUUCCACACUCAAGAUUGCAGUCGAUACUCCCUAAAGACAGGCAAGUUUGAGCCAGAGUCCAAGAUCACAUUUGUGGUUAAUGCAGUCUAUGCCAUGGCUCACUCUCUUCACAACAUGCACCGAACUCUGUGCUCCAAUGUCACCAAACUCUGCGACUCAAUGAAGCCUGUUAAUGGCAAGAAGUUCUACAAGGAUUUCAUACUCAAUGUUAAUUUUGAUGCUCCAUUCAGGCCAGCAGAUACCAAGAGUGUUGUGCGAUUUGACCGCUUCGGUGACGGGAUUGGGCGCUACAAUAUCUUCAACUAUCACUACAUGGAUGGGCGUUAUCAGUAUCAGAAGGUGGGCUACUGGGCUGAGGGGCUCAUUCUCGACACCAGCCUCAUCCCGUGGGCUGAAACAUCUGUCCCAGUGUCCCAGUGCAGUGACCCAUGCAAGAAAAAUGAGAUAAAGAGCAUGCAGCCUGGAGACAUAUGUUGCUGGAUCUGCAUCCCCUGCCAGCCUUAUGAAUACCUGCUAGAUGAAUUCACCUGCAUGGACUGUGGUCUUGGUUACUGGCCCAAUGAGACCCUGAAUGGUUGCUUUGAGCUGCCCCAAGAGUACAUCCGCUGGAAAGAUGCUUGGGCCAUUGGUCCGGUCACUAUUUCUUGCCUGGGAUUUAUUGCCACUCUCUUUGUUUUUGGGGUCUUUAUCAAGAACAAUGACACCCCCAUUGUGAAGGCCUCAGGGCGGGAACUCUGCUAUAUUCUCUUAACAGGGGUCCUCAUGUGCUACAGCAUGACCUUCAUCUUCAUUGCAAAGCCUUCCACUGAUGUUUGCACGCUCCGGCGCCUGGGGCUGGGCACAUCUUUCGCUGUCUGCUAUUCGGCUCUCUUGACCAAGACAAAUCGCAUAGCCAGGAUCUUUAGUGGUGUAAAGGAAGGGGUACAGCGCCCUAGGUUCAUAAGCCCCACAUCGCAGGUGGUCAUCUGCAUGGCCCUCAUCUCCUGCCAGCUAAUCAUCGUUGUUAUCUGGCUGCUGGUGGAGACUCCUGGCACUGGCAAGGAGACAGAGCCUGACAAGAGAUAUAUUGUUACCCUUAAGUGCAACAACCGUGACUCCAACAUGCUCAUUUCGCUCACCUACAACGUCCUCUUGAUUAUCCUGUGUACGGUGUAUGCCUUCAAGACACGGAAAUGCCCCGAGAACUUCAAUGAGGCCAAGUUCAUCGGAUUCACAAUGUACACAACCUGCAUCAUAUGGCUGGCCUUCCUGCCAAUCUUCUAUGUGACCUCCAGUGACUACCGAGUCCAGACGACCACCAUGUGCAUCUCAGUGAGCCUCAGUGGCACCGUGGUCCUCGGCUGCCUCUUCACUCCCAAACUCCACAUCAUCCUCUUCCAGCCCCAGAAGAACGUGGCCAGCCACCGCGUGGGCACCACUCGGUUCAGCGUGGCAGCUGCAGGCUCUAGCCAGUCCCAUGGUUCUGCCUCACAGUACGUGCCCACAGUGUGCAAUGGUCGCGAGGUGGUGGACUCCACAACGUCCUCCCUGUGAAAGAUGGGCUGGCUGCUCCAAGGUGCUGC